CGCAACUCGAGUCAGGAAGUACGCGUUUCAUUUUCAUGUCGUGUUCGUUUCAGCGAGAAAACAUAAUUUGCUUGGUUAAAAAGAAACACAGUACAGCUGAAAAUGUCCGCUGAACCUGAGUUUACGCUUGGGAACGGUGACAGUUUGCACCAACAGGUUCUCGCCUCCUUCCCCCUGUGUGACAUCACAGAGGAGGAUCUGACCCAGAACCCUCAGUUCUGUAAACUCCUGACCACCCUGGCACAACAUGUGGACCAAACUGGACUCACUGUCCCACUGAAAACCGAGCUGGACAAGGCUGAGCAGAAGCUGCAGAGCCAGAGGCGUCACUGGCUGCGCUCCGAGAGCCUCCACACAGGACUGCAGGAGAUGAUCCAGGACCACAGUAUCAGGAAGCACCAUGCCACUGUACCCCCUGACCAGAACAUGUUCUAUGAGACGAUGGAGAAGUGUCUGCUGGUGGCUCAGUGUAUCAGACAGCUGGACCCCAGUAACACUACCAACCAGGACCAGCCGCCUGUUCUGGGUCUGAACUCUCAACAGGUGAUGGAGCUCCUGCCACCAGAGAAGAACGUUCAAAGAAUGAAACAGGGUCUCCCCAGAGAGCUGGAGAACCAUCUGAAGAAAAAGUGUUUGAGCCUCCUCUCUUACUAUCAGCCUGAAUGGGAGAAUGAUAGCGAGGGUCUGAAGAACACCAAGUUGUCUCAUCUGUCAGCCCAGCUGGACAAAGACAAGAAGAGAUCAGAGUGUCUGAAGGAGACCUGCCGGGAAAACACAGUUCUGCUUCAGAGACAGACUCAGCUCUACCUCUCCGAGCUGAUUAAGUGUAUACAGCUUCUCCAGUCUCUCAUCCUGGACCACAGACUGAGGAUCCAGACAGAUCUGGACGGGAAGAAAUUAGAGUACCUUGAGGGGAAAUGUGAAUUAGUCUUACAGAAGAUCAAGACAGAGAUUGUGGACAUUCAGCUGGACACGUACACAGCGGACUCAAUAUCUGCUCAUAGAAAAAUAAGAGAGAAGCUGGUGUCUGAGCUGAAGGCCUGUCAGGUGGAGAAGCAGUCUGUUGAGAUAAAACUGUCCUCCUUUGAGAUCUUGGGCAAAGAAUUUGGGCACUUGGCUGAGGAGUACUGCAGAUUACGGCAUGAGAUAGAACUGAAGAACUGGGCUCUGAAGGAGUUCACCCAGUACAAUAACAAGUGAAAAUCAUAUCUGACGGCGGGACAACAGCCAGCCGAUCCCUUCUUAUAGUGCGUCAUUCCUCACGAUGACAUGCUGGCUUUUGGACGCUUGACCCAGAGACUGUGUGGACUUUUGGUCUACGGGAACUAUGUAGCGUGUAUGUUAGUGAGUGCUCCCAUUAGAGCUCACAUAAGAAUGGUUUAAUUAACUAAAAUAAUUUCAGUCAAGCCUCUUCAGUGGAUUCUUUGUUUGCACCUGAACCCAUUUAGGCUUGUUUUGUGUUCAUUACUCUUACCUCAGCUAUCAAGACAGUAAAAUGUGCCAACGGUUGGGUGAGCAUGUAUAAUGCGAUAGAAAAUAAACUACAAUAAUGUCCCCAGGGUUCUGAAUAUGAGUAAGACCCUAUAUUUAUAUAACAUCUUUCUUUGAGCUGAUAUCUGUUCUCGCUGCAGUUGUGUGGUGGGAACAAUGUAUACAAGACAGGUCCACACACGUAAGCAACAUCCUUUCACAUAUGAUGGGUGUCGUGAAGAACAUCACGCUCAUCUUCUCCUUCCUUGGCACACAUUUUAUAGCCUAAAUUAAUAAAUAAAAAUAGUAAGUGCACUGA
Molecule: messenger RNA, 1789 nt
Organism: Micropterus salmoides (largemouth bass)
Lineage: Eukaryota; Metazoa; Chordata; Actinopteri; Centrarchiformes; Centrarchidae
Gene: haus4
Product: HAUS augmin-like complex, subunit 4
Exons: 9
Coding region: 103-1200 (365 amino acids)
Biological process (GO): centrosome cycle; spindle assembly
Cellular component (GO): HAUS complex
Molecular function (GO): microtubule minus-end binding
Source: RefSeq, a predicted model, not a curated record